CUAUCUCCUACAUAAAAUUUCAGAACUAGGAAAUCUCAGCUGCCCAAAGCAACCCAAAUGAGUGUUCUUCAGCCCUUGAGCCUCCAAUCUUGACUCUUGUUGACAUUUGUACACCUUCCAGAGUUUGGCAGCAGGGGGGCCAUUGCUCUCAGACAUUAGUAAUUCACACUGUGCCGUGGAUGAGGACCUAAAACCACUUUGUCGAGUGGGAGUGGGGUGUAGAGGUGACAGAAACAGUGUGAAGCCUCCCCAGUACUUUGAUUUCAAAUCCUGUGGCUUGAUACAAUGAGCCAGGCUACCGCCGAUUUACUCUGGGACCUAAAUCGGUCCCUUCCACUAGCUGGGCCUCAAUUGUCCCAGCUGAGCGUUUUCUACAGUGUGUGUGAUAGCAGUCUCAUAAAUAUAAGCAUUCAUGCUUGUCAAAGGGUCUGAGACCGAGGUAAAGAUACCUGAAUAAAUUUGUGUUCUAGGAUGCAUUUGACUUGGGCAACUAUUUGUUUAAUUACUGACUGUGAUCCUGAAGAGAAACCGUGAAGAAAAGCCGGAUUAUUUGAUUUUUAAGGUCCUUUCUGGCUAUGCUGUUCCUCGGACCUAUGAGAGUGCAGGUACCCAAAACACAGGGCUGGGUCACCAGGAAGGUUAACCCUUGCAUCUCCUCUCCCAGGGAGACACAGCGGCCAAGUGUGACUACUCAGACUCCCUGAGAUGAAGCCCUAAGAGUCAGCGGCUUCUCAGCGACAAUCAGAUACUCGGCUGCCUGCCGGGUCCCUCGCCUGCUGAUAUUUGGGCUGGGUAAACAAUUCGGCCCAGGUCUUACCUCAUUAAAGACCCGUGUUACCUGUUUCUCAGGCUGAGAACGCUCUAGUAGUUCUACAGGGGCUGGACAAGGCUGGGAUCUGAUCCCAGCGGCGGGAAAGGCCAUCAUUAACCCUUUGCUUUCCUGUCUCCCUUCUUAGCCUUGCCGCUUCUAAGGAGGCCGAAGCCGCCCGCUCCGCGCCCAAGCCUAUGUCACCCUCGGAUUUCCUGGAUAAGCUGAUGGGGAGAACCUCUGGAUAUGAUGCCAGGAUCAGGCCCAAUUUUAAAGGUCCCCCCGUGAACGUGAGCUGCAACAUUUUCAUCAACAGCUUUGGUUCCAUUGCCGAGACAACCAUGGACUAUAGGGUCAACAUCUUCCUGAGGCAGCAGUGGAACGACCCCCGUCUGGCCUAUAACGAAUACCCUGAUGACUCUCUGGACCUGGACCCAUCCAUGUUAGAUUCCAUCUGGAAACCCGACCUGUUCUUCGCCAAUGAGAAGGGCGCCCACUUCCACGAGAUCACCACGGACAACAAACUGCUGAGGAUCUCCCGGAAUGGGAACGUCCUCUACAGCAUCAGAAUCACACUGACACUGGCCUGCCCCAUGGACUUGAAGAACUUCCCCAUGGACGUCCAGACGUGUAUCAUGCAACUGGAAAGCUUUGGAUACACCAUGAACGACCUCAUCUUUGAGUGGCAGGAGCAGGGAGCAGUGCAGGUGGCAGAUGGUCUAACCCUGCCUCAGUUUAUCCUGAAGGAAGAGAAGGAUUUGAGAUACUGCACCAAGCAUUACAACACAGGUAAAUUCACCUGCAUUGAGGCCCGGUUCCACCUGGAGCGGCAGAUGGGCUACUACCUGAUCCAGAUGUAUAUCCCCAGCCUGCUCAUUGUCAUCCUCUCGUGGAUCUCCUUCUGGAUCAACAUGGAUGCUGCACCAGCCCGUGUGGGCCUGGGCAUCACCACUGUGCUCACCAUGACCACCCAGAGCUCUGGCUCACGAGCUUCUCUGCCCAAGGUGUCCUAUGUGAAGGCCAUCGACAUUUGGAUGGCAGUGUGCCUGCUCUUCGUGUUCUCGGCCCUGCUGGAAUACGCCGCCGUCAACUUUGUGUCUCGACAACACAAAGAGCUGCUCCGAUUCAGGAGGAAGCGGAGACAUCACAAGAGCCCCAUGUUGAAUCUGUUCCAGGAGGACGAGGCCGGAGAGGGCCGCUUCAACUUCUCCGCCUACGGGAUGGGCCCAGCCUGUCUGCAGGCCAAGGACGGCAUCUCGGUCAAGGGCACCAACAACACCACCACCAACCCCCCUCCCGCGCCGUCCAAGUCCCCGGAGGAAAUGCGAAAACUCUUCAUCCAGAGGGCCAAGAAGAUCGACAAAAUAUCCCGCAUUGGCUUCCCCAUGGCCUUCCUCAUCUUCAACAUGUUCUACUGGAUCAUCUACAAGAUUGUCCGUAGAGAGGAUGUCCACAACCAGUGAAGGGUCUGGAGUGCGGCGGGGGGAGGCUGGGCGCGGGCGGCAUGGGAAUAGCACAGGAAUCUGAGAGACCAAGGGAGAGAAGGGGAAGAGAGGAGGGAGGAGGCACACUUGCACAACUCUUUUUCUCUGCAACAUGUGCAAUAGCAAAAUGCAGUGAUGCAUGGAUUUCAGAAUGUGGCACUAUCUAUUUAACCUCGGGUGAGCUGGUGGGGG
This is a messenger RNA of Microcebus murinus (gray mouse lemur), 2484 nucleotides long. RefSeq names its product glycine receptor alpha 1 (gene GLRA1). Gene Ontology annotation, cellular component: postsynaptic membrane; plasma membrane. Gene Ontology annotation, molecular function: glycine binding; transmembrane signaling receptor activity; transmitter-gated monoatomic ion channel activity. The record is from RefSeq and is a predicted model, not a curated record. Gene Ontology annotation, biological process: chloride transport; monoatomic ion transmembrane transport. Lineage: Eukaryota; Metazoa; Chordata; Mammalia; Primates; Cheirogaleidae.